Messenger RNA from Klebsormidium nitens, 2087 nucleotides. NCBI's taxonomy places the organism in Eukaryota, Viridiplantae, Streptophyta, Klebsormidiophyceae, Klebsormidiales, Klebsormidiaceae. The record is from the annotation of a GenBank genome assembly.
UGGCGCUUCGAGUGGAGAGCGGUCUUUCUGACGGGACAGUCGACAGGGACAGCUGUGUUGACAGGAUGGACUUUGAUGAAGGCACGCCCUAUCCCAGGAGAUAGACCAGAACAGUGAAGGAGCAAAGGCUGACGUUGAUUGACGCAAAGAUGGCAGGGCAGACUCAGGCAAAGAAGGUCUGCGCGAAAAGACCAGCUUCAGAGGUGGAUGCAGGCUCGCAGAAGAAAGCGAGGAAAGCAGGGAAGAGCGCAGAGACAGACACAGCGUCUGAGAAGGCGUCAAUUUGCAGCACAGCCAGCACUGCCAACAAAGAGAGGCCAAGCAGCCCGCAGAAGAUUUCUAAGACAGACACAGGCGUGUCAGAGGACCCCUUCACUAAGAGGCGUGUUGGAAGGCAGUUUGAGGGAGUGAUGAAAGGGUGCAGAGCACUGCUGACCCAGAUCAUGAUUCACAAGUGGGCGCACCCCUUCAAGGCGCCCGUCGACGCGGCCGCCCUGGGCCUGCCCGACUACCACGACGUCAUCAAGCACCCGAUGGACCUCGGCACGAUCCGCGGCCGCCUCGAGGCGCUCGCGUACGGCGCCGACUGGCGCGCGUUCGCGGCCGACAUGCGCCGCGUGUUCGACAACGCGAUGGCGUACAACCGCGACGGCUCCGACAUCUUCUUCAUGGCCGAGUCCGUCAAGGCGCAGUUCAACUUCAAGCUCGCCAAGCUGCUCGAGUCGUCGGGGCUCCCACCCGAGGCGGGCGCCGAGGCGAACGGCGCCAUGAAGCCCGCCCGGAACGUCAGCCGGGUGCCCAAGGUCGGGAACAGCGGCCCUAAGAUCGUUGGCAAGGCGCCGCGCUCGCGGCCGGGGCUGGAGUUUAAGCCUGGCAGGGGGGCGUAUGCCGUGCCUUGCAGCCCCCCCGAAGCGGGGAAGAAGGGAGCGAAGAGCCCCGGGGGGAAGAAAAGCCCCGCGAGAAAGAAGGGGGGGGCCAAAGGCGCACGGAAACGGGCGGGUGUGAGGCGGGUGAGGGGGGGCAAGAAAGACGAGAGUGAGAGCGAGUCUGAGAGCGAGAGCGAGUCUGACGACGAGAACGAGAGCGAGGUUGAGAACGAGUAUGAGAGCGAGGUUGAGAACGAGAACGAGAGCGAGGGCGAAAGUGAGAGCGAGGACGAGAGCGAGAUGGAGGAAGAACGAACCGGGUUUACCACUGAAGAGUCUGAGGAGGAGGACGAGAGGUGGGAGAGACAGCGGGUUGCCCUCGCCGCGGCGGCUCGCAGUUUUGCGGCGCCCGACAGGAGGAAGGGUUUGGACGCGAUGACGCUCGCGCGGCUGCUCGGCCGCGCGGCCGCCCCCGCUCGCGCGUAUACCUUACAGCAGCGCUGCCAGCUGGCACUGGAGAUCAGGAAUCUCCCAGAGAUGGCGCUGAAGGGAAUGCUGGAUUCGCUCGCGGACUUCAUCCCCGCAGUGAACGACGGCGGGGUGGAGGUCGAACUUGACGUCAUGCAAAUGCACGAUGACCUCAUCGGCCGGAUGUGGGACUACAUCGACGAGUACCGCGCGCGCGCCGCGCGCGGGCAGCAGACAAGCGCGAAGCUCCUUGAAAGAUGGGCCGAAGCAGACGACUUCGAGCUGGGUUCCGCGUCCGACUCCGACGAGUCCUGCCGGUGCCUGGACCUGAGCCCCGAAAUCGAGGCCAUGUGGGAGAACUUCGACGAGACCUUUGACGUCAAGCCGCCGCCGGCGGCGGCGCUGCCCGCGAGCGCGUCACCCGAACCCCUCCAGUUCACCCUGAACAUGAUCGCCGCGCGGCCGCCGCCCCUCCAAAUCCUGGACCCCAAAACGCUCGCGCUCACGGGGCCGAAAAGCCCCUUCCUGGGGCAGAAGCACAGCCAGGAGAAUGAGACCUGGCAUAGUUUUGCUCUCCAGUCCCCCUCCGAGAUGGGCGACGAAGACGCGGGCGGCCGCGAAGCGGCCGACGCGCCCGACGCGGGCGGCCGCGAAGCGGCCGACGCGCCCGACGCGGCCGCGUCGGUUGAAGACCCCGACGCGGGGAUGGAGUAUUUGGACCUGAACGCCAGCCACGGCUGCGUCGCGCAGUAG